Molecule: messenger RNA, 3694 nt
Organism: Syngnathoides biaculeatus (alligator pipefish)
Lineage: Eukaryota; Metazoa; Chordata; Actinopteri; Syngnathiformes; Syngnathidae
Gene: rgl1
Product: ral guanine nucleotide dissociation stimulator-like 1
Exons: 18
Coding region: 263-2941 (892 amino acids)
Biological process (GO): positive regulation of GTPase activity; Ras protein signal transduction
Cellular component (GO): plasma membrane
Molecular function (GO): guanyl-nucleotide exchange factor activity
Source: RefSeq, a predicted model, not a curated record
GAGCGACUGGAAGUCGAAUGUCCGUCCAGCGGCGUUUUCAAAGUGCGACAGGAAGCGGAGGAAGGAGAACGCUCCAUCCCGGGCAUUACUGGUGGAAAAAGGAAAAUGUGGCUCAAUUGUUUUGGAUUCUUCGACACUCUUGGCACAACAUCCUGCCGUCUAUCGCAGCUUUCCUGUCUUUAAGUUCACCGCGGUGCUUUUGCGACGGCUCCUCCUUCCUGUCCUUUUUCCCCUCCCCGCCUCCCUCCUCCCUCGGACCGGGAUGAAUGGUGGUGGGGGGGAGGAAAAAAAAAAAAGGAGAGACAACAGAGUUUUAAUCACUCGCGCGCUUCAGUGGUGUUGGCGAGCCGACUUCCACGCGCAGCGGCACCCCCAGCAAACAAAACAGCAGAAAGUGGACUCGUGGUUCUGGACCCCGUCCAGGCCGGAGAAUGCGGUGGUUCCGCGAGAGCUGAGGCAAACGGUCAGCAUGAUCUCCCACUACCCGCUGGCUACCAUCUUACCCUGGCCGCCGGUGACCGGCCACCACUCCCCCGACCUGGACUGCACGCUGCUGCUGGAGGGCGACGGAGGGGUGGCCCUGCAGAGGUACCAGGCUCGCUCCCAGGAGGGAAGCCCCCGACACUGGAGCUCCGUGCAGGACUGGGGGGAGGAAGUGGAGGAAGGAGCCAUCUACAACGUGACGCUCAAGCGGGUUCAGAUUCAACAGGCGGCCAACAAGGGCGCCAGGUGGCUGGGGGCGGAGGGCGACCGCUUGCCUCCCGGCCACACGGUGAGCCAGCUGGAGACCUGCAAGAUCCGAAGCAUCCGCGCCGGGACUCUGGAGCGUCUGGUGGAGACGCUGCUGACGGCGUUCGGCGACAACGACCUCACUUACACGUCCAUCUUCCUGUCCACCUACCGAGCCUUCGCCAGCACGCAGACGGUGCUGCAGCUGCUGCUUGACAGAUAUGGAAGUGCGGAUGAAAAUGAGCCAAGUGCCAAAAAAAGCCAAGUGUCUGAAACCAACGGAGCCAUCAGAAAUGCCUUAGCCUCUAUCCUGCGCGCCUGGCUGGACCAGUGUCCCGAAGACUUCCAGGAGCCUCCGGACUACCCCUGCCUACGCAGGCUGAUGGACUACCUCCGCAGGGCCCUGCCUGGCUCCGAGGCCUUGCGACGGGCCGAGGGGCUGCUGGAGCAGCUGCAGGGCCAGGCCGGCGUGGACGAACCUGACGCCGGGUUCCAUGGCAAUAGUUCCUACUGCCUGGGCGAGGAGGAUGAAGUGGACAUGGACGUUCAGGAGGACUUCCUGUCGUUUCAGUCCGACCUGGUGGCCGAGCAGCUGACCUACAUGGACGCACUGCUGUUCAAAAAAGUCGUGCCGCACCACUGCCUGGGCUCCGUCUGGUCCCAGAGGGACAAGAAGCAAAACAAGCACAGCGCCCCCAGCGUCCGCGCCACCAUCACGCAGUUCAACGCCGUGGCGGCCUGCGUGGUCAGCACCGUGCUCAAGCACCGACAGAUACGGCCGCACGUCCGAGCGCGGGUCAUUCAGCGCUGGAUCGAGAUCGCUCAGGAGUGUCGCAUCCGUAAAAAUUUCUCCUCCCUGCGAGCCAUCGUGUCAGCUUUGCAGUCCAACCCGCUGUACAGGUUGAAGCGAGCGUGGAAUUGCGUCCACAAGGACAGCACGCAGACCUUUGAGGAGCUGUCGGACAUCUUCUCCGAUCACAACAACUACCUGACCAGCAGAGAGCUGCUUAUGAGGGAAGGUACUUCAAAGUUUGCCAGUCUGGAGAGUUGUGCCAAGGAGCAUCAGAAGCGCACCCACAAGCGACUUCAGCUGCAGAAGGAAAUGGGAGCUAUGCAGGGAACCAUACCUUACCUGGGGACCUUUCUGACCGACCUGACCAUGCUCGACACAGCACUUCCUGACCUCGUCGAGGGCGGUCUCAUCAACUUCGAGAAGCGCCGGAGGGAGUUCGAGGUGAUCGCGCAGAUCAAGCUGCUGCAGUCGGCCUGUAACAGCUACUGCCUGACUCCGGAUCAGGCGUUCCUGCGCUGGUUCAAGAACCAGACUCAGCUCAGCGAGGAGGAAAGUUACGCCCUGUCGUGUGAAAUCGAAGGCCUGGGCGAGAGCAGCCCGGCGUCACCCAAGCCCCGAAAAAGCAUGGUGAAGAGGCUCAGCCUGCUGUUCCUGGGCGCCGACAGCAGCGCGUCCAGCUCUCCGGCGCGGGAGACGCCGCGCUCGCCCCCGACCGGCAGCUCGGGGGAGAGCAUGGACUCGGUCAGCGUGUCGUCCAGCGACUCCAGCAGCCCCUCGGAAUGCGAGGGCCUCACCCCCACCCACGGCGCCGACCCCCAGCAGAACAAGGUCUGCGGACGUCUUCAGCUCUCCGAAUCGUCGUCUUGCACUUCGCUGCAUUCCAUGGACACGGGCUCGUCCAACACCAGCGUUUCCAUGACGCCCGCCUCCCCCCCUCCCCCGCUCCCGGGACCCCCGUGCGCCCACCGGCGCUCCGUGUCCCUCACGCCCAUGUCGCCCUCGUCGCCCGGCCAGACGCCGGCGUACAACACGCAGGCCCAGGACGCCUGCAUCGUCAGAGUCAGCCUGGAGAACGGCAACGGCAACCUCUACAAGAGCAUCCUGCUGACGAGUCAAGACAAGACGAGGGCGGUGAUCUCCCGAGCCAUGGCCAAGCACAACCUGGAGCAGGAGCCCGAGGACGGCUACGAGCUGGUCCAGGUCAUCUCGGACGACCGAGAGUUGAUCAUCCCGGACAACGCCAACGUCUUCUACGCCAUGAACACGUCGGCCAACUUCGACUUCCUGCUGCGUGAGCGCGGCGGCGGUGGCGGUGGCGCCGUUCCGGUCCAGAUGCGGGUGCGCUGCAGCUCCACGUUGCCCCGAACGCACCACCAGCGCUCCAGCCUGUCUCUCAGACUCAGCAAAGUCACACUGUGAACGCAACACUACUCUGCAAGACAAAAUGGACGCCCACAAUGAGGACGGAAACACCCCUCCCCCCGCCAAAAAAAAACAUUUGGUCAUAACACUUCCGAAUCGUAAAUUUCACUUCAAUUCCAUUUUUUUCCACGAGGAGGACUGUGGCCAAAUUAAAAUGGCGACUUAAAUGCUGUGACCGGUGACGUCUGCCAAGUGUCAGAAAAGAGGAAGCAGCGACCCCCGGUGGCUCUCCGGCCUUACUACACUUGGGAUUUGCACACAAAAAAAGAAAAAAAAAAACAAGGGAGCCUGUCCGAAGCUCUUCAGUGCCAACAACAGUAUUCUCUUAUCAUUGUUAUUGUUAUUAAUAAUAUUAUUAAUAUAGAUAAACCCCGGGUUUAUGUGAGAAAGUGUGUGUGUCUGUGUGCGUGUGAGAGCAAUUCAAUGUUUGUUUGUUGUGUUUGAGAGAGAUCGCGAGCCGCGUGACGGAUGCCCGUCGUGCAUUCUGAUUGGCUCAUCGAAAUAUUGCCAUCAAACAAGCUCGGCCCGAGACGCGGAAAUGGCAGUCUUGCUUUUGUUUUGUAUAACUUUUGGGGAUUUUUGUGUCAGGAAUUCAGGAGGAGAAAAUGGAGAGAGAGGACCAAAAAAAUAAAAUAAAAUAAAAAUGGGAUGCAGGGCGCAUCGCAAGCUGGGCUGGAAAUAAUAAAUCAAAUAUUUGAAAAGUCAUGGUGAGGCCUGCGUAUUAAGAAAUGUCAAGCAAAAAUAAAUAAA